Molecule: messenger RNA, 650 nt
Organism: Aspergillus wentii DTO 134E9
Lineage: Eukaryota; Fungi; Ascomycota; Eurotiomycetes; Eurotiales; Aspergillaceae
Exons: 1
Coding region: 326-592 (88 amino acids)
Source: RefSeq, a predicted model, not a curated record
CUACCACAUGGCUGGCUUGAAGGGCCGUUAUUACCCAGUCUGGCAAUGUAAAAGAAGUCAGGUUUCUCCGUUGUAGUCCGUCCGCCGUAGGCUUUGGUGGGAUAUUAUCUCCGUGCGCCAUAAGCUGGGCGCCGAUGUGGAGAAGGAAUGGAUCUAAAUGAGUCACUGAGAUAGUAUGGAGAUAAUCAUUUCGAAUCAGAUAAUCUAUAUCACGUUAUUAGUAGAAAACAAUGUAGGCUUAUGUGUAGAAAGAGGUCUUGCGACAUCGAUCCAAGUAGGACGAAGAUAAGGACUGGGAAAAGAAGAGGGCUUGGAGUGAGGGGAAAUGGAGAAACGGAGAAGCUCCGUUGGUUUCACCUUCAUGACACAACAGAAGAAAGACUCCAUCGAGGAAACAUCACCAGAAAGAAAUAAGACGAUGGAGCCAUCCAUGGGCGGCAUACGACGUGAGCCAAAUCGAGAGCCAUGGCUUCCUUCAACCGCCCAGCCAGCGUCACAUCGUCUCGUGCCGAUGGUCGCAUCUCCAUCCAUCCCCAACGGCGGCUCUGGAGCUGUGCUGUUCUCCUCUUCUUCCUCUCCAUCUCUUGCUUGAUUCUUCUUCUUUGACGACCACGGCUAUUAAUAUUUAUUAUUUACUUUUUUCCUUUUUC